AUGGUAAGUGCCAAGGGCUGGGUGCAUUGCCGUUCGGACCUCAUGCGUUGUCCAGUAGAUACGAUCCAACCCUUGGAUCCUGCCACCCAGGUCUCAGUGCCCAAGGAGAUAAUCACCCACACGAACUUCACAGGCGAGGUUCAAGGCGGUUACGACAUCGCGAUGAUUCGUUUGAAGGAGCCAACUGAAAAGACGCCCAUAUCGCUCCCUCCCAUCAGCCAGAACGGGCCCCGGCUGGGCGUUGGAAACAUAUUGGUCGCCCUGGGAUGGGGCCUCGUGCCUGAUGCCCUACCCCCUGAGCGUCUGCAGGAGGCCGGCGAGCUGCUGUUCGUCCCCAACGACGUGUGCAACGGGUUUUGGGAUGACCGCAUCGACGGCACUAUGAUGUGCGCGGCGGGGACGGGGGAGUUCAGAGGACAGGGAACGUGCAAAGGCGACAGCGGUGGUCCCCUACUGAUUGCCAACGCGCCUGGCAGCAACACUUCGAACGGUCGGCCUCAGUUGGACAUCCUCGUGGGCAUCACUUCAUUUGGAGAGAAGGACUGCGAGACUGGCUCAAAGCCAGGCGUGUAUGCGCAAGUGGCGGCGUUCCAUUUGUGGAUCGAAGAGAUUAUAGAGACCGACGGCGCAGCCGCCAAGGUCACCCCUACUCCUGCUGCCACCUUAAUCGAAGCAACUCCAUCCGCCUCAACUUCUCCGCAGGAUGCAUCGACCACUCCGAGCACACAAGGCGACCCUCAGGAAAGCUUGAGGCUCUGGACUGCCGCAGCUACGGGCAGCGUCAGGAACGCCGAGGACGCCCUGGAUAAGGGGGCGGACGUGAACUUCACGUCGGGAGCGCUGGGCGACGCGCCGCUCCACCUCGCGGCCACGAGCGGCAACCUCGAGAUGGUGCAAGUCCUGAUAGCGGCCGGAGCCGACGUGAACCAGGGAAGGAGCAGCGACCGCUUCACGCCGCUUGUGUCGGCCUCCAAGGCGGGCCACCAUAAAGUCGUGAGGGCUCUGGUUGAAGCCAAUGCGGACGUCGAGCUGGCGAGCAAAGCCGGCCACACGCCGCUCAUGUGGGCGUCAUUCGGAUCACACCCACAGGUGGUGGAGACUCUGCUGGAUGCCCGGGCUGACCCCAACAGCGCGGUGAACCUUCAGAAGAGGCCGGCCCUGCAUUUCGUGUACCAGGUGGCCGCGGCGUCGAGCGACAGGAUCACCAACAUGCUGCUGGACGCCGGCGCGGACAUCGACUGGCAGGACACCGAGAAGUACACGCCACUGAUGGCCGCCACUUAUUUCGGAAACCCGGGUGUGGCGAACGUGCUGGUGGUCCGCGGGGCGGAUGUUUCGCUGGGAGACCUUGGGGGCAACACUGCCGCUGAUAUCAUUUGCGCGUGCCUCAGCCAGAACGCGUGCCCCAACGGCCGGUGCAAGUCUGGUGGUGAGGAGGCCCAGAUCGAGGCUCUCUUUAAAUAG
Molecule: messenger RNA, 1464 nt
Organism: Ostreobium quekettii
Lineage: Eukaryota; Viridiplantae; Chlorophyta; Ulvophyceae; Bryopsidales; Ostreobiaceae
Source: the annotation of a GenBank genome assembly